Molecule: messenger RNA, 981 nt
Organism: Trypanosoma conorhini
Lineage: Eukaryota; Euglenozoa; Kinetoplastea; Trypanosomatida; Trypanosomatidae
Exons: 1
Coding region: 1-981 (326 amino acids)
Source: RefSeq, a predicted model, not a curated record
AUGUCCGAGGGGCUGCUGACGCAGUGGCGCGACCGCGUGGUGGAGGCGGAGACAGAGAUCAGCGUCGUGCAGGAGGACAUCGGCGCCCUCUUGAACCGGCGCAAGGAGAUCAAGCAGGACAUCUCCCGCUACGAUAGGCUUGUGCAGCGGGAGAAGCAGGAGAUGCUGAAGCGGCUGGAGGAGGUUGAGGCGCAGGCGCAGGAGCUGGAGGACGGGUGCCAAAAAACGCUACAGCAAAAGACGCGUGUGGAGGAGGCUUACGUGCAGACGCUGGACAACUACGAGUCCAUGCACGACAGUGUGAAGGAGAUACAGCGAGGGGAGCAGCAGCUGCAGGAGCGGGAGGACGUGGAGGCCGUGCUGCAGCGGGAGAGCCUCGCGUGGGCGGAGGAAGAGCACGGCCUGCGCACAAAGCUGCACGCCCUGCAGAGUGCCCUUAAGGCGGCGCGGCGGGAGCGCCACGAGGAGGUGACGGCGCUCGACACCGAGCUGGCGGCCGCGGAGCGAGAGCUGCUGCAGGUGCGCGGCGAGCGUCAGGGGGAGAUGCAGGCGCAGCACCAGCAGCUGCAGCCCACAAAGCACGACCGUCAGGGGACGCCGCACGCCUCCACCCAGCGCGCCGCCUCCGCGUCGGCGGAAGCCAACAAGAAGGAGCAGCAGUUCAUCGCGGCGAACGCAUCUGCGAGCAUCCCGACCCGCCCGCUGCGGUCUUGCCUGAAGAACACAGGCGCCGCGACCGGCAGUUCCUUCAACGCCGCCGGUAGUAACAGCGUUUACCAAAAUGCCUCUGCGCCACACUACAAAUCCGCGCCGGCGUCAAGGGCCGUAUCGCAGUCGUUGGUAACAGGUGAUGAGGCCGUGGAUGGCGGCGUGGGCUCCACCCCUGCGACGCAGCAUCGGGCGUAUUCGUACGCCGCAGGAAAGAAGCUAGGCGGCACGAAGCGUGACAUCCUCCCACUGGGCGAUGCGACGAACCGGUAG